AUGCUGAUAAAGGUUGCCGUCACUUGUCAAGAUAGGUUGAAAGCAAUCGAGACCGAGAAAACGCGAAAAUAUUACCAGCUUGCUAAUAAGCUUGGGUCAGAGAUGAGAUGCAGAACCAAAAUACUUUUGUAUAUGAUAGACUUGGGAUUAGAUUGUAACGAACUUCCACAAAUGCUAUGCGAAGGAGAUUAUUAUAUCAGACCACGUCGAGGCAUACAUCCAACCGAAAGUGCUCAAGAAGACACUCGAAUGCAUCUAACUCAAUCGCGAGUAGGAUUUCACGAGGAUGAAGGAAAAGAGGUCAGUACAACAAAUCUGAGCCGAAACAAGUACAGCCGGAGUGUCAGAAUAUGA
Molecule: messenger RNA, 354 nt
Organism: Thelazia callipaeda (thelaziosis nematode)
Lineage: Eukaryota; Metazoa; Nematoda; Chromadorea; Rhabditida; Thelaziidae
Source: the annotation of a GenBank genome assembly